AACGGGCCGCCGUGCGAGGUCACCCCAGCAAUGUCCCUCUCCCUGCCCUCCCACCCCUCAACCUUCUUCUCCCUACAGGUCCAGCAUGCCAGCAAACAGAUCACGGCGGAGAAGCAGUACAAGGGCAUCAUCGACUGCAUAGUCCGCAUCCCCAAGGAGCAAGGCAUCAUCUCCUUCUGGAGAGGCAACCUAGCCAACGUCAUCCGGUACUUCCCCACCCAGGCCCUCAACUUUGCCUUCAAGGACAAGUACAAGCAGAUCUUCCUGGGGGGAGUGGACAGGCACAAGCAGUUCUGGCGCUACUUUGCAGGGAACCUGGCGUCUGGAGGUGCUGCGGGAGCCACCUCCCUCUGCUUUGUCUACCCACUGGAUUUCGCCAGGACCCGGCUGGCGGCUGAUGUGGGCAAAGGAGUCAGCGAGAGGGAGUUCACUGGGCUGGGUGAUUGUAUCAUCAAGAUCUUCAAGUCUGAUGGUGUGAAGGGCCUGUACCAAGGAUUCAAUGUGUCUGUCCAGGGCAUCAUCAUCUACAGAGCAGCCUAUUUUGGGGUUUACGACACGGCCAAGGGUAUGUUGCCCGAUCCAAAGAACGUGCAUAUCGUAGUGAGCUGGAUGAUUGCCCAGACCGUCACCGCAGUAGCAGGGUUGGUCUCUUACCCUUUUGAUACUGUGCGACGUAGGAUGAUGAUGCAGUCUGGCCGAAAGGGAGCUGAUAUUAUGUACAAGGGCACAAUUGAUUGCUGGAAGAAGAUAGCUAAAGAUGAAGGAUCCAAAGCAUUCUUCAAAGGUGCCUGGUCGAAUGUGUUGAGAGGCAUGGGCGGAGCUUUUGUAUUAGUACUUUACGAUGAAAUCAAGAAAUAUGUCUAAAACCUAACAUCAUAAUGAAGUUCAAUUGUUCUCAAUCAACUUUUUUUAAAAUAUGCUAUUGUGAUGUAAUGGACAACAAAAUAUUUCCUAGGGAAACAGAACAAAAUUUGAGUAACAUCUGGUUGAGAUGAGGAUGCAUUAAUUUAAAAAUUGUCCACUACAUCACAGCUACAUUUUGUAUGAAGAUUCCUCCAACAUUUGUAUUGGAACUUGUGUAUAUAUUAUACUUCAAAUUUCAGGUAAAACAUCUUGUCUAGAGACAAGAGUUAGGUGGUCUAUAUCUUCAGAAAUACCUAU
Molecule: messenger RNA, 1161 nt
Organism: Cariama cristata (Red-legged seriema)
Lineage: Eukaryota; Metazoa; Chordata; Aves; Cariamiformes; Cariamidae
Product: ADP/ATP translocase 1-like
Biological process (GO): mitochondrial ADP transmembrane transport; mitochondrial ATP transmembrane transport
Cellular component (GO): mitochondrial inner membrane
Molecular function (GO): ATP:ADP antiporter activity
Source: RefSeq, a predicted model, not a curated record